Molecule: messenger RNA, 2536 nt
Organism: Priapulus caudatus
Lineage: Eukaryota; Metazoa; Priapulida; Priapulimorpha; Priapulimorphida; Priapulidae
Product: ras-related protein Rab-8A-like
Exons: 7
Coding region: 25-645 (206 amino acids)
Biological process (GO): regulation of exocytosis; protein localization to plasma membrane; protein secretion
Cellular component (GO): plasma membrane; synaptic vesicle; endosome
Molecular function (GO): GTP binding; GTPase activity
Source: RefSeq, a predicted model, not a curated record
GGUACUUCCGGUUGGUUUGCAACCAUGGCCAAAACUUAUGAUUUCUUAUUUAAAUUGUUACUUAUCGGUGACUCUGGUGUUGGAAAGACAUGCGUUUUGUUUAGAUUCUCCGAAGAUGCAUUCAACUCAACAUUUAUAUCAACAAUAGGAAUAGAUUUUAAGAUUAGAACAAUAGAAUUAGAUGGCAAGAAGAUAAAACUACAAAUAUGGGAUACUGCUGGACAAGAGAGGUUCCGUACUAUAACCACUGCCUACUACCGAGGAGCCAUGGGUAUCAUGCUAGUCUAUGACAUUACUAAUGAGAAAUCUUUUGAAAACAUCAAGAAUUGGAUCAGGAACAUUGAAGAGCAUGCGUCGUCUGACGUUGAACGGAUGAUCCUCGGCAACAAGUGUGACUGUGACGACAGACGGGGCGUCUCAAGGCAACGAGGAGAGCAGUUGGCAGUCGAAUAUGGCGUGAAAUUCAUGGAGACGUCGGCUAAAGCUGGAAUCAACGUAGAGCAAGCAUUCUUUACCCUAGCCCGGGAUAUCAAGGCCAAGAUGGAAAACAAACUUGCGUCGCAUCCGAGCAAAGGAGGCGGCACGCAGCUAAAGAAGAACGAACCGCAGAAAAAAAGCUCCACCUGGAAGUGCCAGCUGCUGUGAGCGCCCCCUGCUGGACAGCUACGACCGCAGGUUGCAUGUGCACGUGCACUUGUUUUUUACGAACGUCGUGAUUUGUUGCUAGUGUCGCGAGGACAGGGGUGGCAGUAACAAACCGUUCUACAAUUUGAUCUGUGGUUUGAGUGUCGGGGAUGAGUGGACGAUGUUUGGUUCACCUUGAGACUUAGCCGAGCUCCAUCGCGUAUUGUGUGUUGCAUCACUUCACAGACAGUGUAGCGUGGAAGUGGAAGAAAGCAUUGGUGACACGUCAAUAAUACUUCACUGGUAUUGACACGUGUGAUUAUUCAAACUUGACCAUUGAUCCUUAUGCCAGACCAGUACGUGAUCCAUUGAAUUAGUAUUGUAAAAUUAAAACUGAUUGCGAUUUGGUUUGUUAGAUUUGACAAGGACGCAUUCAUCUGCUGAUUGGAUCUUCUUUCGAUUCCAUGUGUUCUUACAUGUCAACUGCCAUCUCCUUGAUUCACUGCCGGCUUUGAAAUGUUGCUACACUUUCCCAUCACAGCAAAUUCUCACGAUAUAGUCACAAUACACCAAUUUAGCUUCCAGCGACUUGCGCUGAAAAUGGGAGAGUCAUGGUUUUUCGAUGGCUAAAGUGUUGGUGCGUGGAAUUUGAUCGUCGGAUUAUUUAUCUCAAGUUGUCACGUUCGUCAUUGUUAGUUUUGCAAGUACAAUGCUUCAGGUUAGAAGUGGUUGUCUUGCGCGUAUGCCUAGCACAACUUAGGUAUGUAUUGACAAGCAGUGUUGCCGGGGCCAUGGACGAAUUUCUGUUUGGUAAUAACCACACGUAAUGUACUGGUGAAUGCAACCGUCAAUCCUGGAGCUUUCACUCUCAGUGUGCUCAGAACAGCAGGGUACAAUUUUGAACGGAGAUUGAAUUCCCCAACCUCUAUCUUGUCGUUGGUGUCAUCACCUUCACCCAACCGCUCGACCGCAGCAUUGCAAACUCUGCUAAAUGAUUUCCCAUUGGUCGCUGUUUGCUGUGGAUGAUUUCAGCUAUGAUGCAGCCACCGUCGAGAGAACAGUGGCUGGAGUGCACGAGCAUAUGUUGAAUAAACUGCUGGGUGAACCGGUUGGUGCUCUCUCGAAAUUGGGCGAAAAUUCUGUGAAGGUUGCCGGAUAGGUCAUGGGAUUUGGAUUAUGAUUAAGAUACGGGGGCAAGAUUCGAGUAUUAAAUAACGUGUGUUUGGGUUCUGGCUCAUGCCUUUUGAAGUUUUCGCAUUUGCGAUGCGGAGAGUGUAACGUCAAUGUGAUGACGUCAUCUCGGAGAUCGUUAGGGUCGAUUUUAGCUUGUAGCGAAGGCUUAUGCAAAUAGGCAUCGAGAGGUGCACGCUGACAAUUAUGUGAGGAGCUUUGUUGAAAGGUAUUUCGAUUGAAGCCGGCAGAUUUGGGUUGCAGUAAAUGUAUCGCAAUUUACAUUCUAAAAUGAAACGUGGCAAUGUGAGCGGUCAGUCACUGGUCGUGGCAUCCCGUUUUACACAAUUUUGUAAAUUCGCAUGUGUUUGGAUGACAGCGUAGUUCAAAAGCACGACCCGUGAGAAGUUAAUCAAAGCCUGAUCCACUAAUCAAAGCCUGAUCCGCGACAAUCUCUCGUUAAAGCAAUGCUGGGUAGUACGGUCGCAAACAUUUGGCAAUGGUCCAAUAUGUAAAUACGAGGGUUGUAUGAUUGCGGGCAGAACGCGGCUUUAUAAAACCGACAGGCUUGUGUAAAUAUGAACGUGUAUUGCAGAACAUUUUAUUAUUGCUUAUUUAAUACCAUAUAAAUUGUAGAGUACAGUCUUCUCGUGAGAUUGCAGCUCGGGCGUGUCCAUUACGAUUGCUCUAAUGUCACAAUCUCUCGCAAUUUACAUCUAUAUAUUUCAAUCUUUGUCCUUGA